AUGUUCAAGCGUAUGCCACCACCGCUCGAUCUUGUCCCCACCAUGUCAUUCACGAUUUCUGUGCCCCGGUGUAUUGCUCUCCGUUGUAGGAAUCCUGAGGACGUAGAUGCGGUAGUCGAGCUCAAAGAAGACGAGUCCUCAUCGGGUCAGUCGUCGGAGAGCGAGGACGACGACGAAGCCCUUGCCCGAGAGCUGGAGGCGAUUCGACGCGAGAGACAAAAAGCGGAGGUUAAAUCCGAGCGGGAAACUGCGCUAGAGGGGUUGGCGGAGAGCUUGAGAGAGGGCCGCGUUGGCUUGUCUAAGUCGUGGACGGAAGAAGCCGUUUUCAACGUCAAAGUGUCCGAUCCCGGCACGACCAGCGCACAGUAUGUCAAUGACACCGUAAGGUCAGAAUUUCAUAAACGCUUUUUGCAACGUUACAUCCAUUAG
Gregarina niphandrodes is the source of this 429-nucleotide messenger RNA. Its product is annotated as Cwf15/Cwc15 cell cycle control protein. The transcript has a single exon. NCBI's taxonomy places the organism in Eukaryota, Apicomplexa, Conoidasida, Eugregarinorida, Gregarinidae. Gene Ontology annotation, cellular component: catalytic step 2 spliceosome. Gene Ontology annotation, molecular function: RNA binding. Bases 1 to 429 code for a protein of 142 amino acids. Gene Ontology annotation, biological process: mRNA cis splicing, via spliceosome. The record is from RefSeq and is a predicted model, not a curated record.